CUGGCUCUUUCUCGGUUGUCUCUCUCCUGAAUAUACGGAAUGGUCAUCAUUAGAUCUUCUAAUCCUUCACGCUCCUGGGCCGCGAUGGCGAUAAACCUUCACCCCUGACAUGGACAGUUAUAAACGUGGACUCAGGGAACGGUGAUGACUACUAGACUAACUUAAAAACGCUGCUCGAUCCGUGAUCCAUAUUUGAUUCUCCCCAGGCAUCAUAUUCAGGAGGAUACCAUGGGCCUCAGUCGCAGUGCACUUAACUCAGGCACCAACGAGCGUGCUCGAGUGCGCCACGAAACCAAGUUAGUGUGCUUAUGUAAUGGGGUAAUCUCUAUCCUUUGCCAAUGAGCAUACGAGCACCACGGAAAGGCGAAAACUAUGAGCUCAGCGUGGAUCUCAAUAGCGAGUACCGCGAUAAACGAAAAGAUGCUAUCAAGCGCGUCAUAGCAUCUAUGACCGUCGGUAAAGACGUCAGCGGCUUGUUCCCCGAUGUCCUCAAGAAUAUGCAGACAGAUGACCUCGAACAGAAGAAGCUCGUAUAUCUAUAUCUCAUGAAUUAUGCAAAGACACAACCAGAACUCGUCAUAUUGGCCGUGAACACCUUCGUCAAGGACUCCGAGGAUCCCAAUCCUCUCGUACGCGCACUGGCGAUUCGAACUAUGGGAUGUCUGCGCGCAGAGAAAAUUAUAGACUAUCUAUGCGACCCUCUUCAACGCGCCUUGCGAGAUGACAACCCAUAUGUUCGAAAGACUGCUGCGCUUUGCGUUGCAAAGCUGUAUGAUCUCAAGCCCGAGCUUGUCAUCGAGAAUGGCUUUUUGGAUCAGCUUCGUGAUAUGAUUUCGGAUAGCAACCCUAUGGUCGUGGCGAAUACAGUCGCAGCACUCACAGACAUCCACAUCUCAGCGACCUCCAAUCAACCAUCCGACUCUACUUCCGAUCCCGCCGUAUUCUCCAUCACCUCCGCUAUACUGAACAAACUACUCAUCGCUCUCAACGAGUGUUCAGAAUGGGGUCGAGUCGCAAUUUUGAAUCACUACGGUGUCCGCAAUAUUUAAGACAAGUCUGAAUGUCGUGUGAAAUGUCAAGGCAAUACUUAGUAUUUAGCUUGUCAUGUAAGCAGAUAUAAAAUUUCAAAUGUUAAAGAGA
This is a messenger RNA of Suillus discolor, 1140 nucleotides long. Its product is annotated as Clathrin/coatomer adaptor, adaptin-like protein. Gene Ontology annotation, biological process: intracellular protein transport; vesicle-mediated transport. The record is from RefSeq and is a predicted model, not a curated record. Gene Ontology annotation, cellular component: membrane coat. The transcript has 3 exons. The coding region runs from base 339 to 1049 and encodes 236 amino acids. Lineage: Eukaryota; Fungi; Basidiomycota; Agaricomycetes; Boletales; Suillaceae.